Messenger RNA from Apis mellifera (honey bee), 857 nucleotides. Its product is annotated as myophilin. Gene Ontology annotation, biological process: actomyosin structure organization. Lineage: Eukaryota; Metazoa; Arthropoda; Insecta; Hymenoptera; Apidae. Gene Ontology annotation, molecular function: actin binding. The coding region runs from base 150 to 659 and encodes 169 amino acids. The transcript has 4 exons. The record is from RefSeq and is a predicted model, not a curated record.
ACGGAGGGGGUAUCGGCAUAUAGCGUCGGGACGCACAGCGUCCGACUUAGUCUCUAGUCAGCGUCAUCGUUCAAAAGUCGUUCAACGAAAAGCGAACAUUAUCUCCGUGGCAACAUCGCCGGCGUUCAACAAAAGGAAAAUAAGGAAACAUGCCGGCACGCAACAAGGAACAAGAGAAUGAGAUUUUAACAUGGAUCGAAACCGUGUUAGGAGAAAAACUUCCACCUGGAAAUUACGAAGAUAUACUCAAAGAUGGGGUGAUUCUGUGCAAGCUUAUCAAUAAAUUGGCGCCUGGCUCGGUAAAAAAGAUUCAGACCAAAGGAACUAAUUUCCAGCUUAUGGAAAAUGUUCAGAGAUUCCAAGCGGCCAUUAAAGAAUACGGUGUCCCGCAAGAGGAAAUCUUCCAAACAGCUGAUCUUUUCGAAAAGCGCAAUAUUCCACAGGUUACAUUGUGCCUUUAUGCUUUGGGCAGGAUAACACAAAAGCAUCCUGAAUAUACAGGUCCACGUCUAGGGCCAAAAAUGGCCGAAGAAAACAAAAGAUUGUUCACAGAAGAUCAGCUUCGAGCAAGCGAGGGUCAUCUCAAUUUACAAAUGGGAUACAACAAAGGAGCUAGUCAAGCUGGCCACGGUGGAUUUGGCAAUACUCGACACAUGUAAAUUUUCUACAAUGCGUAAAAAAUACAUUAUAAGCUUAUAAAAACACAAAAAUCUACAUAUAAACAUUUACAUAGAUAUAAAUAUUCUUCCAUCUACUUCUUUUAUCUACUUAUCGAUCUUGAAAUGUAUAUGAUUGAAGAAUUGCAAUUAGCAAUCAAUUUUAAAUAUUUAAUCACUAAUCUAUAACUGAUCUUUUUA